Symbiodinium pilosum is the source of this 538-nucleotide messenger RNA. Lineage: Eukaryota; Dinophyceae; Suessiales; Symbiodiniaceae. The record is from the annotation of a GenBank genome assembly.
GCAAGCAUGGGAAAUGGGAAAUCCAAAGAGGAAACAGUCAAGGAGAAGGCGAGAGAGUGGCAAAGACAAAUCCGUGGUGAGUCGCGACGCAUAGACCGAGACAUAUCCAGAAUGCGCCAGGAGGAAGAAAAGCUGAAGAAAGAGAUCAAAACAAUGGCAGAGAAAGGUCAAGCAGCAAGCGUCAAGACCUUGGCGAGACAAGUUGUGCGAUCAAGGGCAGCCGUAGCUCGACUGGAGAGGACAAAGUGCUCAAUGUCGGCCGUCAAUCUGCAUUUGACUACUGCAGUGGCGUCGAUGUCCACAGCCAGUGCCCUCAAAAUGUCUUCGGGCGUGAUGAAGGAAAUGAACAGGCUGAUGAAUGUUCCCGAGCUGCAGCGAACCAUGGAGGACAUGCGCCAAGAGAUGAUGCGUGCUGAGAUUGCAGAUGAGAUGAUGGAAGAAGGCUUUCAAGAGUCGGACGAUGAGACCGAGAUAGAUUCUGCAGUUGCCAGAGUUUACGAGGAACUUGCGCUCGACAAGUCUCAGCUCCUGGACACAG